Messenger RNA from Odobenus rosmarus divergens (Pacific walrus), 8979 nucleotides. It is a transcript of the gene SON, whose product is annotated as SON DNA binding protein. NCBI's taxonomy places the organism in Eukaryota, Metazoa, Chordata, Mammalia, Carnivora, Odobenidae. Gene Ontology annotation, biological process: regulation of mRNA splicing, via spliceosome; regulation of cell cycle. The transcript is spliced from 12 exons. The coding region runs from base 471 to 7772 and encodes 2433 amino acids. Gene Ontology annotation, molecular function: RNA binding; protein binding. The record is from RefSeq and is a predicted model, not a curated record.
UCCAGGAUGCAUCUCCCUGCCAAGACACAACUUGGCGCCACCCAGAAACGGCGGAGGCCCCGUAUCAAACCACGUAGCCCUUCUUGCUUCCUUUUGUUAUGCUAUGUAAUCUUGAGCAUUUAGUAAGCCUCUUAAGGCUCCCCAAACACUGUUGGGAGACUGACAACUUAAGCUGACACAGUCGUCUCAGAAGAGACUUCUGUAAUGGCGCCUGCGUCAGUCACUAACAUGGCGGACACAGUCGUGCGCGGCGCAAACGUCAGCACCUCUACCCCAGCCGCUCAGAAACAGCGGAGGAGAACUGGGCCGUGCUCAGUGAUUGGCCCAGCGGCGGAGCGUGCCGGUCUGGACGCUCCCACAGAAGCCAAUCAGGACGCCGAGAGACGGAAUUGGCCGCUGCGCCUCCUCCCGAGGCAUGCUGGGAGCCUGGAGGACUAGCGAGGAGGAGUUGAGAGAACGGAGCGGACGCCAUGGCGACCAACAUCGAGCAGAUUUUUAGGUCUUUCGUGGUCAGUAAAUUCCGGGAAAUUCAACAGGAGCUUUCCAGUGGAAGGAGUGAAGGCCAGCUCAAUGGUGAAACAAAUACACCUAAUGAAGGAAACCAGGCAGGUGAUGCAGCUGCCUCUGCCAGGAGCCUCCCAAAUGAAGAAAUAGUUCAGAAGAUAGAGGAAGUACUUUCUGGGGUCUUAGAUACAGAACUACGAUAUAAGCCAGAACUGAAGGAGGCUUCCAGAAAAAGUAGAUGUGUAUCUGUACAAACAGAUCCUACUGAUGAAAUUCCCACCAAAAAGUCAAAGAAGCAUAAAAAGCACAAAAAUAAAAAGAAGAAAAAGAAGAAAGAAAAGGAAAAAAAGUAUAAAAGACAACCAGAAGAAUCUGAAUCAAAGGCAAAAUCACAUCAUGAUGGGAACAUAGAUUUAGAAUCGGAUUCCUUUUUGAAGUUUGAUUCUGAACCUUCAACGAUGGCACUGGAGCAUCCUGUAAGAGCAUUUGGCCUUUUUGAGACCAGUGAAUCUCCUGAGGUUGUGUUAGAACCUCCUGUGGUAUCAAUGGAGAUAUCAGAGCCACACACUUUAGAAACUCUGAAGCCAGCUACAAAAACUGCAGAACUGUCCAUUGCAUCAACAUCAGUAAUUUCAGUGCAGUCAGAGCAGUCUGUGGCAGUCAUGCUGGAACCAUCCAUGACAAAGAUUCUGGAUUCCUUUACAACGGCACCAGUGCCUACUACAUCAGUAGUGUUAAAGUCACCUGAGCCAGUUGUAACAAUGUCAACGGAGUAUCAGAUGAAGCCUGUGGUGAAAUCUUUGGAGACCACACCUCCAGAGCAAUCAAAGAUCAUGCUAGAAUCUCCAGUAGCAAAAGGGCUAGAGCCAUCAGAAACCCUUGUGGUAUCAUCCGAGAUACCUACUGAGGUACACCCUGAGCCAAGCACAUCAACAACAAUGGAUUUUCCAGAGUCAUCUGCAACUGAAGGGUUCAGAUUGCCAGAGCAGCCUGUAGAAGUACCAUCGGAGAUUGCAGAUUCAUCCAUGACAAGACCACAGGAGUUGCUGGAGCUGCCUAAGACCACAGCGUUGGAGCUGCCGGAGUCGUCGGUGGCCUCAGUGAUGGAGUUGCCGGGGCCACCUGCGACCUCCAAGCUGGAGUUGCAGGGGCCCCCUGUGACUCCAGUGCUGGAGUUACCUGGGCCCUCUGCUACCCCAUUGCCAGAGCUGCCAGGCCCCCUUUCUACCCCAGUGCCUGAGUUGCUAGGGCCCCCUGCGACGGCAGUGCCUGAGUUGCCGGGGCCCUCUGCGACAUCAGUGCCACAGUUGUCGCAGGAAUUGCCAGGGCUUCCAGCACCAUCCGUGGGGUUGGAGCCACCACAGGAGGUACCAGAGCCACCUGUGAUGGCACAGGAGUUGCCAGGGCUGCCUGCGGUGACAGCAGCAGUAGAGUUGCCAGGGCAGCCUGCGGUAACAGUAGCAAUGGAGUUGACCGAACAACCUGUGACGACAUCAGAGUUGGAGCAGCCUAUGGGGAUGACAACGGUGGAACAUCCUGGGCAGCCUGAGGUGACAACGGCAACCGGGUUGCUGGGGCAGCCUGAGGCAGCGAUGGUGCUGGAGUUGCCAGGACAGCCAGUGGCAACGACAGCGCUGGAGUUGCCGGGGCAGCCUUCGGUGACUGGGGUGCCAGAGUUGCCAGGGCUGCCUUCGGCAACUAGGGCACUGGAGUUGUCAGGGCAGCCUGUGGCAACUGGGGCACUGGAGUUGCCUGGGCAGCUCAUGGCAACUGGGGCACUGGAGUUCUCGGGGCAGUCUGGGGCAGCUGGAGCACUGGAGCUUUUGGGGCAGCCUCUGGCAACAGGGGUGCUGGAGUUGCCAGGGCAGCCUGGGGCACCAGAGUUGCCUGGGCAGCCUGUGGCAACUGUGGCGCUGGAGAUCUCUGUUCAGUCUGUGGUGACAACGGAGCUGUCAACGAUGACCGUGUCGCAGUCCCUGGAGGUGCCCUCGACGACAGCGCUGGAAUCCUAUAAUACGGUAGCACAGGAGCUGCCUACUACAUUAGUGGGGGAGACUUCUGUAACAGUAGGAGUGGAUCCCUUGAUGGCCCAGGAAUCCCAUAUGUUAGCUUCUAACACCAUGGAGACCCAUAUGUUAGCGUCCAACACCAUGGACUCCCAAAUGCUAGCGUCCAACACCAUGGAUUCCCAGAUGCUAGCGUCCAACACCAUGGAUUCCCAGAUGUUAGCUUCUAGCACCAUGGACUCCCAGAUGUUAGCAACUAGCUCCAUGGACUCCCAGAUGUUAGCAACCAGCUCCAUGGACUCCCAGAUGUUAGCAACCAGCUCCAUGGACUCUCAGAUGUUAGCAACCAGCUCCAUGGACUCCCAGAUGUUAGCAACCAGUUCCAUGGACUCUCAGAUGUUAGCAACCAGUUCCAUGGACUCUCAGAUGUUAGCAACCAGCUCCAUGGACUCCCAGAUGUUAGCAACCAGCACCAUGGAUUCCCAGAUGUUAGCAACCAGCACCAUGGAUUCCCAGAUGUUAGCUACUAGCUCUAUGGAUUCUCAGAUGUUAGCAUCAGGCACUAUGGACUCUCAGAUGUUAGCCUCCGGCACCAUGGAUGCUCAGAUGUUGGCAUCUGGUACCAUGGAUGCCCAGAUGUUAGCAUCUAGUACCCAAGAUUCUGCUAUGUUGGGUUCAAAAUCUCCUGAUCCCUACAGGUUAGCUCAGGAUCCUUACAGGUUAGCUCAGGAUCCCUAUAGGUUAGGUCAUGACCCUUACAGGUUAGGUCAUGAUGCCUACAGGUUAGGGCAAGACCCCUAUAGAUUAGGCCAUGAUCCCUACAGACUAACUCCUGAUCCCUAUAGGAUGUCACCUAGACCCUAUAGGAUAGCACCCAGGUCUUACAGAAUAGCCCCCAGGCCAUACAGGUUAGCACCAAGACCCCUGAUGUUAGCAUCUAGACGUUCUAUGAUGAUGUCCUAUGCUGCAGAACGUUCCAUGAUGUCAUCUUAUGAACGCUCUAUGAUGUCCUAUGAGCGGUCUAUGAUGUCCCCUAUGGCUGAGCGCUCUAUGAUGUCAGCCUAUGAGCGCUCUAUGAUGUCAGCCUAUGAGCGCUCUAUGAUGUCCCCUAUGGCUGAGCGCUCUAUGAUGUCAGCUUAUGAACGCUCUAUGAUGUCAGCUUACGAGCGCUCCAUGAUGUCCCCAAUGGCUGACCGAUCUAUGAUGUCCAUGGGUGCCGACCGGUCUAUGAUGUCGUCCUACUCUGCUGCUGACCGGUCUAUGAUGUCAUCGUACUCUGCAGCUGACCGAUCUAUGAUGUCAUCUUACACUGCUGAUCGUUCAAUGAUGUCUAUGGCAGCUGAUUCUUACACCGAUUCAUAUACUGAUACAUAUACGGAGGCAUAUAUGGUGCCACCUUUGCCUCCUGAAGAGCCUCCAACAAUGCCACCAUUGCCACCUGAGGAGCCACCAAUGACACCACCAUUGCCUCCUGAGGAACCACCAGAGGGUCCAGCAUUACCUAGUGAGCAGUCAGCAUUAACAGCUGAAAACACUUGGCCUACUGAGGUGCCAGCAUUACCUCCUGAAGAGUCUGUGUCGCUCUCUGAUCCUUCUGUGAGUCAAAAUGAGAUUUCGGAGCCUUCGGCAUUGUCUGCUAAUUAUUCGGUGUCAACAUCAGAUCCUUCGGUGUUAGCAUCAGAGGCUGCUGUGACUGUUCCAGAACCACCGCUAGAGCCAGAGUCUUCGGUUACAACAACACCUGUAGAGUCUGCUGUAGUAGCAGAAGAACAUCAAGUUGUUCCAGAGAGAGGAGUGACUUACAUGGUAUCUGAAACUCCCAUGAUGUCAGCUGAACCAACUGUAUUACUAUCAGAGUCUUCAGUUAUGUCUGAGACGGCAGAGACCUUUGAUUCCAUGAAAGCUUCAGGACAUGUUGCCCCAGAGGUGUCUCUGUCUCUCUUGGAGCCAGCUGCAACUAAUCCAGAGCCAUCACAGAGCACUCUAGAGCUGCCAGCCAUGGCUGUUUCAGAGCUUCCAGCUGUGGCUGUCCCAGAGCCACCAACUGGGACUGUUCCAGAGCCCCCAGCUGUGGCAGUCCUGGAGACCCCAGCCAUGGCUAUCACAGACCCAACAGCUGUGGCUGUCUCUGACCCAGUAGCUGUGGCUGUUCCAGACCCACCUGCUGAGGCUGUCCCUGAGACCCUGGCCUUGGCCGAGUCAGAGCAUGUUACCACUCCUGUGCCAGCUGUUUCUACCCUGGAGCCUGCUGUGCCUGGCCUGGAACCAGCAGUGUCAGUUCUUCAACCUAAUGCAGUUGUUUCAGAACCAUCUGUUUCUGUCCAAGAAUCCACUGUGAUAAUUUCAGCGCCUGCUGUCACUGUCUCAGAGCAGACACAAGUAAUACCAACUGAGAUGGUUUUAGAGUCUACAACAAUGAUACUGGAGUCUAGUGUUACAAAAGGAGUGAAUUUACUCUCUGGUGAUCAAAAUCUUGCUCCAGAGAUUGGCAUACAGGAGAUUCCCAUGAAUUCAGAUGAAGAGCCACAUGCUGAAGGACACCUGAAGAACGACCCUUAUGAAAGUGAACAUGGUACAAAUAUAGACCUUAAUAUAAAUAAUCAUUUAGUUGCUAAAGAGGUGGAACAUAAUACAUUAGUGUCUGCUGCCAGCACUGGUGCUGUUGGUGAAAUUGGUGAAGGGAAUAUUUUGUCCAUCAAUGAGACUAAACAAUGCACAGUAUUGGAUACCUGCUCUAGUGUUAAUGAAGCUGAUGGAGGAACUCUAUCUUCUGCUGGUCCCCCUGCUCUUGAAUCUGAUGCAAUGGGAACUAGUAAGGGUAUUGAAUUUGCCACAGCGUCUGCUCUCGGUUCAGUUAGUAAUUAUGAUGUUGAAGUAUCGUUAACUACUCAAGAUACUGAACAUGACAUGAUAAUUUCCACUAGCCCUAGUGGUGGUAGUGAAGCUGACAUAGAGGGACCUUUGCCUGCUAAAGACAUUCAUCUUGAUUUAACAUCUAAUAACUUUAUUAGUAAGGAUGCAGAAGGACCAUUAUCUAUAAAAGACUGUGACCAGACAUUAGCAGUAGCUCUCAGUCCUAAAGAAAGUAGUGGAGAAGAUAAAGAAGUACCUCUCCCUACUAAAGAGAUACUGUCUGAUUCAGGAUUUUCUGCCAAUAUUGAUGAUAUUAAUGAAGCAGAUUUAGUGAGACCGUUACUUCCUAAGGACAUGGAACGUCUUACAAGCCUUAGAGCUGGUAUUGAAGGACCUUUACUUGCAAGUGAGGUUGAACGUGACAAAUCUGCUGCCAGUCCAGUUGUAAUCAGUAUACCAGAAAGAGCUUCAGAGUCGUCUUCAGAGGAAAAAGAUGAUUAUGAAAUUUUUGUAAAAGUUAAGGACACACAUGAGAAAAGCAAGAAAAACAAAAACCGAGACAAAGGUGAGAAAGAGAAGAAAAGAGACUCUUCAUUAAGAUCUCGAAGUAAGCGUUCCAAGUCUUCUGAACACAAAUCACGCAAGCGUACCAGUGAAUCUCGUUCUAGGGCAAGGAAGAGAUCAUCUAAGUCCAAGUCUCAUCGCUCUCAAACACGUUCAAGGUCCCGUUCAAGGCGCAGGAGGAGGAGCAGCAGGUCAAGGUCAAAGUCCAGAGGAAGGCGAUCUGUAUCAAAAGAGAAGCGUAAAAGAUCUCCAAAGCACAGGUCGAAGUCCAGGGAAAGAAAAAGAAAAAGAUCAAGUUCCAGGGAUAACCGGAAAACAGUUAGAGCUCGCAGUCGCACCCCAAGUCGUCGGAGUCGGAGUCACACUCCAAGUCGCCGAAGAAGAUCUAGAUCUGUGGGGAGGAGGAGCUUUAGUAUUUCCCCAAGCCGCCGCAGCCGCACCCCAAGCCGCCGCAGCCGCACCCCAAGCCGCCGCAGCCGCACCCCAAGCCGCCGCAGCCGCACCCCUAGCCGCCGCAGCCGUACCCCUAGCCGCCGCAGCCGCACCCCUAGCCGCCGGAGAAGAUCAAGGUCUGUGGUAAGGAGACGAAGCUUUAGUAUCUCACCAGUAAGAUUAAGGAGAUCACGAACACCCUUGAGAAGAAGGUUUAGCAGAUCUCCCAUCCGUCGUAAACGAUCCAGGUCUUCUGAAAGAGGCAGAUCACCUAAACGUCUGACAGAUUUAAAUAAGGCUCAAUUACUUGAAAUAGCCAAAGCUAAUGCAGCUGCCAUGUGUGCUAAGGCUGGUGUUCCUUUACCGCCAAACCUAAAGCCUGCACCUCCACCUACAAUAGAAGAGAAAGUUGCUAAAAAGUCAGGAGGAGCUACUAUAGAAGAACUAACUGAGAAAUGCAAACAGAUCGCACAGAGUAAAGAAGAUGAUGAUGUAAUAGUGAAUAAGCCUCAUGUUUCGGACGAAGAGGAAGAAGAACCUCCUUUUUAUCAUCAUCCCUUUAAACUCAGUGAACCCAAACCCAUUUUUUUCAAUCUGAAUAUUGCUGCAGCAAAGCCAACUCCACCAAAAAGCCAGGUAACAUUAACAAAAGAGUUUCCUGUGUCAUCUGGAUCUCAGCAUCGAAAAAAAGAAGCAGAUAGUGUUUAUGGAGAAUGGGUUCCUGUAGAGAAAAAUGGUGAAGAAAACAAAGAUGAUGAUAAUGUUUUCAGCAGCAAUUUGCCCUCUGAGCCUGUGGACAUCUCAACAGCAAUGAGUGAGCGGGCACUUGCUCAGAAAAGACUCAGUGAGAAUGCAUUUGACCUUGAGGCCAUGAGCAUGUUAAAUCGAGCUCAGGAACGGAUUGAUGCCUGGGCUCAGCUGAACUCCAUUCCUGGUCAGUUCACCGGAAGUACGGGAGUACAGGUUCUGACACAAGAACAGCUGGCUAAUACUGGUGCCCAAGCCUGGAUUAAAAAGGAUCAGUUCUUAAGAGCAGCCCCGGUAACUGGAGGAAUGGGAGCCGUUUUGAUGAGAAAAAUGGGCUGGAGAGAAGGAGAAGGAUUAGGAAAAAACAAAGAAGGAAAUAAGGAACCUAUCCUAGUUGAUUUUAAGACAGACCGAAAAGGUCUUGUUGCAGUAGGAGAAAGAGCACAAAAGAGGUCCGGAAACUUCUCUGCUGCAAUGAAAGAUCUGUCAGGCAAACAUCCUGUGUCUGCUUUGAUGGAAAUCUGUAAUAAGAGAAGGUGGCAACCACCAGAAUUUCUCUUGGUCCAUGAUAGUGGCCCAGAUCAUCGCAAACAUUUUCUCUUUAGGGUAUUGAGAAAUGGAAGCCCUUACCAGCCCAAUUGUAUGUUUUUCUUGAAUAGGUAUUGAUAAAUGGAAGCGCUUACCAGCCCAGCUUUGCCAGCCCUAAUAAGAAGCAUGCUAAAGCCACAGCAGCUACUGUGGUUCUUCAAGCAAUGGGCCUUGUACCAAAGGACCUCAUGGCUAAUGCCACUUGCUUCAGGAGUGCCUCACGUAGAUAGAUUGAGGUUUUAUAUUAAUCAUUUCAGAUAAUUUUACUCUGCAUCAAAAUGUUAUUUCCUCUUUAAUGUUGUAAAUAUUUGGCAAUUUAAGACAUUGUGUAAAAAGCAAUCUGUACAAACAUCUCCAGGCUUUGAUUUUUGUACCAUGGAAAUUGUAUUUAACCAUACAGGGUUUUGGUAUGUUUAUAUUGUUUACCUUAGUGAUGUAUUUGUUUAAGUGGCUAACAUCCAAACGAUUGUUUGAAGGCAUCCGUAAUCUUCAGUGUGGAAUGUUAAAUAACGCUUUUAUACUGUAUUUUGUACUAUGAUGUAACCUCCCUUCCUUAUGGCUAGGCUGCUGUAACACUUGCCUGUAAUCAGUGAAGGGCUGUGCACCUUGUACUAGUUCACAAUGGGUUCUGCUGGACAGAUACUGGGCCAGUGUUACUGAGGUAAUCAAGCAAGAUCUGUUCCACAGGGCUAAUAGCCACCAUCUCCCCUGAAAAUUUUGUAGAGGUUAUAAAAAGAAAGUGGUAUGUUGUGUGAUGAUCUGCACCAAGUCCUGCAUUCCCAUCAAAGCCACUUGGGCCAUGAGAAGGGAGUCAAAAUGAAGUCCGAUUAGAAUUCUACUGCAGAGGCCAAGUACAUUUAGUAUGGCAUUGAGUUGUGAUAUAGUUUUACUUUGAUGUGCAUUUUGAAUUUCAGCUACACCUAGAUAGACGUUAAAUGAUAAUUAAAAUGCUGUAACCAACUUAUCUAAUAAAAUCGGCACCCAGCCACUAUUUUGUUGACUAUGAGAAAGUUUAAGUUUAUGUUAAUUUUUAGGGUCUGAUAGAAUAUUUCAUGUGUAUUACAGUGGUAUUCAUAAUGCUAUGUCUCUAAACUUUAUUUUCAAAAGCUUAAGGCCCAAAUAUAAACUUCUCUGGAAUAAAUGUGGUGUUUUAUUUUCUGCACCUUAAAGUGAACACAUACUUCUUCACUAAAUACUGUUAAUUCUUUACCCAGUGCUUUUGAUUUCUAAGUACUUUUAUUUUUAAGAAAAUCUGAAUCACACGCACGCACACGCACACACACGC